Molecule: messenger RNA, 333 nt
Organism: Ostreococcus tauri
Lineage: Eukaryota; Viridiplantae; Chlorophyta; Mamiellophyceae; Mamiellales; Bathycoccaceae
Product: unnamed product
Exons: 1
Coding region: 1-333 (110 amino acids)
Source: RefSeq, a predicted model, not a curated record
AUGACGACGCAGAUGAUGCACGCGGGUCCGUGGGGACCGCGCGGGAGCCUGGUGAGCGUGAACAUCGAACACGAUGAUCGAAAGUCGGACGUGAAGCGGCGGGUGUCGCACGCGACUGGGAUUCCGGUCGAUGAGUUGAAGCUGUGCUGCGCGUCGCCGACGCAGUUGGCGGCGGCGAGUAAAAAGUGUCCGGGACUGUCCUUUGGGAACUGCGGGGUCGUCGAACGACUCGGUUUGACCGUGGUUCAGGCGGAAUCAGGGGAGAAGUCGUUUGUCCCGAGGCUUUCUCCGAACCGCAUCGAUAAUUUGGGGCACUGGACCGAUCCGAAGUGA